AUGGAAAAUUGUGAGACCUGUGUAGGCUUUGAUCUCUCUAAGAUACCACUCUCCACUAUUGCUCGGAAGAUUAUGUGUGCUCUGCAUUCAGGUGAUUUAGUGGAUUCUAAGAACUGGGGAGAGAGUACAAAGAUUGUAAAACCAAUAAACAAAUCCAGUGUUAAGGAUGCAGUAAUACUUAAAGAUGGGAAGAACCAAUCACUAGAGAAAAAGAAUCCGAAAUCUUUAACAGGCCAGACGUCAAGAGGUUCCACCAAGCCUUCUCCUCAUUCCUCCAGUACUGGGCUCACAGGUCAGCUGCCUACUGAUCAAAAGCAGAAAAACAUCAGCUCAUUGGCUUCUUCCAGGUGUUCUGUUCCACAUUGUGAUCAAGAGGCUUCAGACCUACAGAAAAUGGAGCAUAAGAAAAAGCAUUUCCUAAAUGAAAAUAUUAAUAAUGAAAAUAAGGAAAGCAUGAAUCUUAAAAGAAAACAUAUUAUGUGUAGUAACUCAUCAGAGAAAAUAAGUAAAUACUUGGCAUUGGAAGAAAAUGCUGGUGAGGUUAAAGCACAGCUAAAUUCUGGGGACUCAAGAACCUUUAAAAAAUACCUUUGUGAUAUUAGGUAUUUGGAUGAUCAGUCAAAAAACCAGCUGAUGGAAAUGCUCAAGCAGGCAGCUGCACUGGUAGUGACUCUAAUGUAUAAGGAUGGUUCCACCCAGCUAAUAGCUGACCAGGCUCAAACUUCCUCUGUUAAAGGAAUUGUGAUGUUACUAAAGAGUCAAGUGGACAACCUAGAGACCUUAGCCUGUGGUGCUCUUGAGGUGGGCUUUAUGUCCCAGGGUCAGUGUAUCUACAUACACACAGAGCUCUCCUCUCUCUGGGGCCAAGAACAAGAAGCAUAUCAUCUGUUUGCCAGAAACGUGCUGUUCCAAACCCUGAAAUGUAAAUGCCCUGUUAUUUGUUUCAACGCUAAGGACUUUGUUAGAAUAGUGCUGCAGUUUUUUGGUGAUGAUGGCAGUUGGAAGCAUGUUGCUGAUUUUGUAGGCCUUGAUCCCAGAAUUGCUGCAUGGCUCAUAGAUCCCAGUGAUGGCACACCUUCUUUUGAGAACUUAGUGGCAAAACACCUUGAAAAGUCCUUUUCAGUCAAAGUGAGCAGCACAUGUGGCAAUUCCUCAAGUAAUAUUAAGAAUAAGAACAUACAUAUGAACUUGAAUACACUCUACAGACUUACGAUGGACCUGUGCUCCAAGUUGAAGGUUCAUGGUUUAUGGCAACUAUUUUGUACUUUGGAAAUUCCUCUGAUUCCAAUUUUGGCAGUGAUGGAAAACCACAAGAUUCAGGUGAACAAGGAAGAAAUGGAGAGGACAUCCAUACUUCUUGGGGCUCGUCUCAAGGAACUGGAGCAGGAAGCCCAUUUUAUUGCAGGAGAACGGUUUCUUAUAAUGAGUAAUAAUCAACUUCGAGAAAUCCUCUUUGGAAAGCUGAAGCUACACCUGCUGAGUCCAAGGAAGAGCCUUCCCAAAACAGGGCCACAGCAACACCUGUCCACUUCAGAGGCUGUGUUAAGUUCUCUGCAAGACCUUCAUCCCUUACCCAAGACAAUUUUGGAAUACAGGCAGAUUCACAAGAUCAAGUCAACCUUUAUAGAUGGAUUAUUAGCUUGCAUGAAAAAGGGAUCCAUUUCCUCCAAGUGGAAUCAAACGGGAACUGUGACGGGAAGACUUUCAGCCACACAUCCUAAUAUCCAGGGUAUUUCCAAGCACUCAAUUCAAAUUGCUAAGCCUCUGAAUUUUAAAGGUAAAGAAGAUGAAACUUUCACCAUCUCCCCAAGAACCCUGCUUGUUUCCUCCAGGGGCCACAUCUUCCUAGCAGCAGACUUUUCACAGAUUGAAUUGCGCAUUCUUGCGCACUUAUCUGGAGAUCCAGAACUUUUGAAGUUAUUCCAGGAAUCUGAAAGAGAUGAUGUGUUUUCUACCCUGGCUUCACAGUGGUAAGAUAUUGAGCCACAAUAUCAUCAGAUCU
Molecule: messenger RNA, 2002 nt
Organism: Urocitellus parryii (Arctic ground squirrel)
Lineage: Eukaryota; Metazoa; Chordata; Mammalia; Rodentia; Sciuridae
Source: RefSeq, a predicted model, not a curated record